AAUCAGAGUGUUCUGUGAAUCCUCAAGCUCAAGAGAGCAUUUCAGAGUAGAAGCUCCAAUUUACCUCCCUCCUUCCCUCUUUCUCUCUCCAAUGGUUAAAAUGUCUCUGAUUCUGAGUUUCUUUGUGGGUUUUGUUUUGCUUGGUUUCGUUAGCUCAAGAAACUUUGAAGAGCUAUAUCAGCCAGGCUGGGCUUUUGAUCAUUUUACUCAAGAAGGGGACAUUCUCAAGCUCAAGCUUGAUAACUAUUCUGGUGCCGGAUUUGCAUCCAAGAGCAAAUAUAUGUUUGGGAAAGUCUCAAUGCAAAUUAAACUGGUUGAGGGUGACUCUGCUGGAACUGUUACUGCUUUCUAUAUGUCAUCAGACGGUCCAAAUCACAACGAGUUUGACUUUGAGUUCCUGGGGAACACCACAGGCGAACCUUACCUGGUUCAAACCAAUGUGUAUGUGAAUGGCGUAGGUAAUAGGGAGCAGAGGCUGGACCUCUGGUUCGACCCCACCAAGGACUUUCACACUUAUUCCCUCCUAUGGAACCAACGCCAAGUUGUAUUUAUGGUGGAUGAGACCCCAAUUAGAGUGCACAGCAACUUGGAACACAAAGGGAUUCCCUUUCCCAAGGAUCAACCGAUGGGCGUGUACAGUUCAAUAUGGAAUGCGGAUGACUGGGCUACACAAGGUGGGCGGGUGAAAACUGACUGGAGCCAUGCUCCAUUCAUAGCCUCAUACACUGGGUUUGAAAUUGAUGCGUGCGAAUGCCCAGUAUCAGUGGCAGCAGCUGAUAAUGUAAAGAAAUGUAGCAGCAGUGGUGAGAAAAGGUACUGGUGGGAUGAGCCAACAAUGUCUGAGUUGAGUUUGCACCAAAAUCACCAGCUCUUGUGGGUUAGAGCCAAUCACCUCCUCUAUGACUACUGCACCGACGCCGCCAGGUUCCCUGUCACUCCCACUGAGUGUGUGCAUCACCGCCACUAGUUGGUGGGUUGGGUUUGGCUAUUUGGCUCUGAAUAAAUAGAUGGUGGUGUUUUGAUUGUGUAAAAAAGGGGGUGGAAAGCUCAUAGUCAUAGACAUGUACUCCAUGUUUAGUUGUCGGUAGUAGAUUGUAUAAUAGUUCGAUAGAAUAAUGUUAUUUCAGAUUUCGAAUUUCUAAAA
This is a messenger RNA of Mangifera indica (mango), 1144 nucleotides long. RefSeq names its product xyloglucan endotransglucosylase/hydrolase protein 9-like. Gene Ontology annotation, cellular component: cell wall; apoplast. Lineage: Eukaryota; Viridiplantae; Streptophyta; Magnoliopsida; Sapindales; Anacardiaceae. Gene Ontology annotation, biological process: cell wall biogenesis; xyloglucan metabolic process. Gene Ontology annotation, molecular function: hydrolase activity, hydrolyzing O-glycosyl compounds; xyloglucan:xyloglucosyl transferase activity. The transcript has 4 exons. The record is from RefSeq and is a predicted model, not a curated record. The coding region runs from base 92 to 967 and encodes 291 amino acids.